Messenger RNA from Prorocentrum cordatum, 321 nucleotides. The record is from the annotation of a GenBank genome assembly. NCBI's taxonomy places the organism in Eukaryota, Dinophyceae, Prorocentrales, Prorocentraceae.
AUGAGGGAGCGCGCGAUGCCUCGGAGGCCUCGCCUGGAGGCCUCGCCCCCGCGGCCUGCGGAGGCCGGCGGCGGCGCCGGCGGCGGCGGCGGCAUCGGCGGCGGCGGCGGCGGCGGCCCUCGAUCCUCGAAACCGGCGCUGUGUUGUCUUAGCUGGCCCUCUUCCGAUGACAUGGCCACGGUGCGCCACGGUGUGCUGCGGUAUCAGCAGCACGCGGUGCCGGUACCGUUAGCCGUGCCUGAUUGCUGCCGCUGGCACUGGUACUGCCCGUGCAGUAGCGGGACUCUGCUGGAUCUAUUGGAGAGCGUCGUUGCCAUGUAG